Pseudomassariella vexata is the source of this 1850-nucleotide messenger RNA. RefSeq names its product acetolactate synthase. Bases 71 to 1759 code for a protein of 562 amino acids. Gene Ontology annotation, cellular component: acetolactate synthase complex. The transcript has a single exon. Gene Ontology annotation, molecular function: magnesium ion binding; acetolactate synthase activity; flavin adenine dinucleotide binding. Gene Ontology annotation, biological process: butanediol metabolic process; L-valine biosynthetic process. The record is from RefSeq and is a predicted model, not a curated record. NCBI's taxonomy places the organism in Eukaryota, Fungi, Ascomycota, Sordariomycetes, Amphisphaeriales, Pseudomassariaceae.
CUUCACAUGAUGAGAUGUCUGUACGGAUGAGGGUCACCUUAAGUAUCUAAAAUCCCAAGUAAGCACCAAUAUGCCCACAGAAACCGUCCAGAUCGUCAUCGACUCGCUUACGGCGGCCGGGGUCAAGUACGUUUUCGGCGUGCCGGGCGCCAAGAUUGACUCUGUCUUCAACGCCCUGGUGGAUCAUCCAGAAAUCAAAGUGAUCGUGUGCCGGCACGAACAAAACGCCGCCUUCAUUGCCGCCGCUGUCGGAAAACUCACCGGCCGCCCCGGAGUAUGCAUUGCCACUUCGGGCCCAGGAACCAGUAAUCUCGUCACUGGAUUGAUCACGGCAACCGAUGAGGGCGCACCCCUUGUCGCUAUCGUGGGCAGCGUGAAGCGGGCCCAAGCCGCUAAGAGGACACAUCAGAGCCUACGUGCCACCGAGCUCCUGACGCCCGUAACCAAGAAGGUGGUUGAAGCCAUCGUCGAGGACCAAGUGGCUGAAGUGGUGCUCGAUGCAUUCCGAGUCGCCGCGGCCUAUCCGCAGGGUGCAACGGCGAUAUGCCUACCCAUCGAUGUCAUGACGCAGGGCAUGAAAUCUUCCAUCCCGGCUUUCCCGGCCUCUGCAUUCUUACCGCCGAGCUACGGCCCGUCGACGGAUGCAUCGUUGCAAAAGGCGACCAAGUUGAUUCAGGAGGCUAAAUUUCCCGUCUUGUAUCUUGGCAUGCGAGCUGCCGACGAAGUGGUCGUUGAUGCAGUACACAGAUUCCUGCGCAAGCAUCCCGUUCCCGUCAUCGAGACGUUUCAGGCUGCUGGAGCUAUAUCCAAGGAACUUGUACCGCUGUUCUUUGGCCGCGUCAGCUUGUUCCGCAACCAGCCGGGCGAUAAGCUCCUCACGAAGGCCGACUUGGUUAUCACAGUGGGAUACGACCAGGCCGAGUAUGAUGCUAACUUGUGGAAUGCUUCGAAUCACUUGCAUAUUGUGCACCUCGACUGUAACCCAGCGACCGUUGGCUACUUCUACAACCCCAAACUGGAACUCAUCGGCUCCCUGGCCUCGAAUCUGGACCUUCUCACCAAUUGCCUGCAAAAUGUUGCGAGGCCCCAGGAAACUGAAGUCGCGCAAUCUAUUCUCUCUGAAUUCCAUGCCUGGGAAUCACAGGCUAACGCUAAUGCCAAGCCCACCGGCGGUCCCGUCCACCCGCUACACUUCAUCCGCCUGCUCCAGUCCAUGAUCGACCCGACCACCGUCAUCGCUGCCGAUGUUGGCAGCGUCUACAUCUGGAUGUGUCGCUACUUCUACUCCUUCCACCCCAAGACUUUCCUCGUCUCCAACGCCCAACAGACACUCGGCGUCGCCCUCCCGUGGGCCAUCGGCGCUUCACUCAGCCAAGAGCCCGAACCCUGCAGCCGAAAGGUCGUCAGCGUCAGCGGCGACGGAGGUUUCCUCUUCAGUGGCCAGGAACUGGUAACUGCCGUGAAACACGGAUGCAAUAUCACCCAUUUCGUGUGGAACGACGGCAAGUACAACAUGGUGGAGUUUCAGGAGGUAGACAAAUACGGGCGCAGCUCCGGCAUCGAGCUGGGCGGCGUGGAUUUCGCGGCAUAUGCUGAGGCGUUUGGGGCAAAGGGGAUGAAGGUCAAGAGUUCCGAGCAGUUGGAAGGGGUCAUGCGCGAGGCCAUGGCUCAUAAAGGGGCUUGUGUCGUUGAUGUUGAGAUUGAUUAUGCGGACAAUCAUGAGCUGAUGACCCACGUAGUAGCAGAUAGUGUUGCUUAGAGGUCUGAUGGGGGUUGAGACGGAACCCCCAUGGGCAUUUUUCCCAAUUGAUGACUCUAUUCAUUUAUAUAUAGUUAACGGACGUCCUGCC